Colletotrichum gloeosporioides is the source of this 1452-nucleotide messenger RNA. RefSeq lists its product as uncharacterized. The coding region runs from base 1 to 1452 and encodes 483 amino acids. The record is from RefSeq and is a predicted model, not a curated record. The transcript has a single exon. NCBI's taxonomy places the organism in Eukaryota, Fungi, Ascomycota, Sordariomycetes, Glomerellales, Glomerellaceae.
AUGGCGGCAUCUAUCAAAGCGGACUACCUCGUUGUUGGCACAGGCGCAAUGGGAAUGGCAUUCGUCGAUACCUUGCUCUCGGACACCAACGCUUCUGUGGCCCUCGUCGAUCGCUACAGCCGACCCGGAGGACACUGGACCACGGCCUACUCUUUUGUGCGGCUUCAUCAGCCCUCUGCCUUCUAUGGCGUCAACUCCAAAAAGCUGGGCAAUGGCAUGAUUGACAAAGUCGGCUGGAACAAAGGCCUGCAUGAAUUGGCCACCAGCGAUGAGGUCCUGUCAUACUACGAUCAGGUCCUGAACCAAUACUUCUUGCCAUCUGGACGAGUCCAGUACUUCCCCAAUUGUAACUACAAAGGCGACGGGAAGUUCGUCUCCAUGCUCUCAGGCAAGAGGUUCCAGAUGGCUGGCUGUUCCACCCGCAUCGUCGACUCCACAUACAUGCGCGUUAAGGUGCCGUCCAUGGGCCCUCCGGCGUACCAAGUCGCCCCUGGCGUCCCUUUCCUGACGCCAAACUUGCUGUCAAAAGUAUCGGAGCCCUUCGCCAACUUCACCAUCGUCGGUGCUGGCAAGACAGGCAUCGACGCCUGCCUGUGGCUACUUUCACGAGGCAUCGAUGCCUCAAAAUUGACGUGGAUCAUGCCCAGAGACUCGUGGCUCUUUGACCGCAGCGAGAGUCAACCAGGCCCGGAGUUUGCUGAGAGAAGCCUCAGUGUCAUUCCCACGCAGAUCGAGGCCAUCAUGGCAGCUACCUCUGUGGAUGAUUUAUUGAAGCGGCUGGAAAGAGCGCAGCAUCUUUUGCGCAUCAGCGACGACGUCUGGCCGACCAUGUUUCGUUGUGCCAGCGUGUCCGUGGCCGAGUUCGAGCAGCUCAAGAAGAUCACGAACAUUGUCCGCCAGGGCCGGGUCGUCAGCAUCGGGCUUGAUGAGGUCAAGUUCGACAACGGGAGCAGUUAUCAGCCGCAGCCCAAAACUCUCUUUGUAGACUGCACAGCGGACGGAUUGCAGAAGCGCGAGGCAAUCCCAGUUUUCAACGGAAACCUAAUCACGUUGCAAGCUGUCCGUGCCUGCCAGCAAGUCUUCAGCGCAGCCUUCAUCGCCCACGUCGAGGCGGCUUACAAUGACGAUGAGAUCAGAAACGAGCUCUGCCGUCCGAUCCCGCAUCCAGACCAGGACUUCGAUUGGUUGCUCAUGACAUGCCUAAAUCUUGAGAACACCAUGCGGUGGCACGCGCAGCCCAAAACCACAAAGUGGCUUUCCCAGGCUCGUCUGGACUGGGUCGGUGCCAUGCUGGCCUCUCCCAGUACCGACGGCGACUCGGCAAAAAGGCAGGACCUGAUGCAGGCUAUGGCUCCGCAAAUCCAUGCGGCAUGUGAGAAGCUUAAGCUUUUGCUUGCUCAACUCCCGCCCAAGGAUAGAGAACGAAUCAAAGCGCAGAUUAUUGACGCGUAA